Messenger RNA from Dufourea novaeangliae, 1557 nucleotides. RefSeq names its product aromatic-L-amino-acid decarboxylase-like. NCBI's taxonomy places the organism in Eukaryota, Metazoa, Arthropoda, Insecta, Hymenoptera, Halictidae. The record is from RefSeq and is a predicted model, not a curated record. The coding region runs from base 19 to 1557 and encodes 512 amino acids. Gene Ontology annotation, molecular function: pyridoxal phosphate binding; aromatic-L-amino-acid decarboxylase activity. The transcript has 8 exons. Gene Ontology annotation, biological process: catecholamine metabolic process; amino acid metabolic process.
AAGAAAUUUCGGUUUACGAUGGACACAAAGGAAUUCAUUGACUUCGGCAAGGCAGCCAUCGAUUUCGUAGCAAACUAUACGGACAGCUUGAGAGAGAGGAAUGUUCUUCCGGAUGUCGAGCCUGGUUAUCUCAGUGACUUGUUGCCAGAAGAAGCACCUCAAAAACCGGAAACGUGGCAGGAGGUACUUAACGAUGUCGAGAGAUACAUCAUACCGGGGGUAACACAUUGGAAUUCACCGCAUUUCCACGCGUUCUAUCCAACUGCAAACUCCUUUCCCGCGAUUGUCGGUGAAAUUUUAAGCUGCGGUAUCGGUUGUAUCGGAUUUUCGUGGCUUGCCUCGCCCGCGUGCACCGAGCUUGAAGUGAUUAUGAUGAACUGGCUCGGGAAAUUAAUAGGAUUACCGAACGAGUUUCUGAACUGCAACGACGGUCCUGGUGGAGGCGUUAUACAGGGAUCAGCAAGUGAAGCUACUUUAGUGUGUCUUUUAGCUGCGAAGGAACAAACGACCCGUCGCAUAAAACGUCUUCAUCCAGAGUGGGAUGAAACCUUCAUCAAAACCAAAUUAAUUGCUUACACAUCUGAUCAAUCAAACUCUUCAGUUGAGAAGGCGGGACUGUUAGCGUCGGUGCCUAUGAAACUUUUACCAACUGACGAAAAAUGUUCUCUUCGUGGUGAAACAUUACUGAAUGUGAUCAAGGAGGACCUGGAGAAAGGUCUGAUACCGUGUUGCACUGUGGCCACUUUGGGUACCACCGGCACGUGUGCCUUCGACAACCUUGAGGAAUUGGGGCCCAUUUGUAAUGAAAACGACAUAUGGAUGCACGUAGACGCCGCUUAUGCAGGAGCCGCAUUCGUCUGUCCUGAGUAUCGGUAUUUAAUGGCCGGUGUUGAGUACGCUGAUUCUUUCAAUAUCAAUCCUCAUAAAUGGUUGCUCGUAAAUUUCGACUGUUCUGCGCUCUGGGUGAAAGAUUCUAGGCGUCUCAUUGAAGCAUUUAGUAUAGAUAGAAUUUAUUUAGCGCACGAUAAACAGGGGCUGGCUCCAGAUUAUAGAAAUUGGCAAAUUCCCUUGGGUCGCCGUUUUCGUUCCAUGAAACUUUGGUUCGUUCUGCGACUUUAUGGAGUGGAAGGGUUACAAGACCACAUAAGACGAUCAUUGAAAUUGGCGCAAAUAUUCGAAAAAUACGUCAAAUCCGACAAUCGAUUUGAAUUGGUAAUUGAGAGAUCUCUGGGUUUAAUUUGUUUCAGAAUGAAGGGUGACGAUAAAUUGACUAAAGAACUUCUAAGUCGUUUGACAGCCGAGAAGAGAAUUUAUGUCAUACCAGCGAAAUUUCACGAGAAAUUGAUCGUCCGUUUCGUAGUGUGCAGCCGUUUGUCUCGGGAAGAAGACAUAACUUUCGCGUGGAACGAGAUUACGAAACAGGCGGCGGAAGUACUGAGAUCCCAGACACCAGCCUUGCAAGAGGAAUCACUCGAGCCUUUCACAAAAUCUACCGCCGACAUUGCAACGAGAAUAGAAAGUUUGAAUAUCGAGGCGAAAACACAAAAGAUAUCGUAG